UCUUGUAUAUGCUUUUUGAGGUUUUAGUUAUUCCAUUUCUAAGUUUUCCGUAUUGUCGUUGUCUAUUGACAUAUCAACUGCCACACAAGUUUCCAUUUCCGAAAAGUAUUCUUACAUGCACUGGUGGUAUAGUGUGAACACAAAUGGCAAAACGAAUCUAAUUAGAUUAAGUAUUUGCAUGUCAAGUUCUUGUAAUUGGGCGAAAUUCAGUAGAAAAUGGACUUUUCAAAUGUAAACACAACAAUCGCCCAUCUAAGGUGUCGCGAAUCGUCACAUUAAAAAACACUGAGAAGUUACAUAAAACGUUAAAAAAAAUACGCUUAGUUUUAUUUUUUCAAAAUAUGAACUGUGACUUUGUCUUUGAGACGCGUUCAAAAUCUCAAGAAUCACUACGUAGUAGCGAAGAAUAUUGCAGUGAAAUUUACAAAAUUCAAAAUAAAUCCGAAACCGAGUUUCACGACAGCUCAAGUGCCUAUAAUUUAUAUCCAAAUUACAAAAUCGUUUGCAACGAAGAAUUCGAUGAACAGCAGGAAGAUGACUUUCUAACCAGCGAGAGAGAUGUGCAGUCAUUAGAAUCGGGGGAAGCACAAAAUCGCAUCUCGCAUAUAAAUUUCAAUAAGGUCGAAUGCAAUGGUAAAUUGCAUAUAAAUUUAAAUGCUAGUAAGAUUGCAUUAAAAUCUCAGGCAAUAAAAAUCAAUAAAUCAAUCGAAGACGAAACUUCAGCGGAAAAGUUAAAAAGCCUCAAACACACCAAAGCGACACUAGCAACUGAUGUGAACAGACUCGAAGCGGCGCAGCAGAGACGUGAACAUGUGCCAAUUUCCUUCACAAUUGUUCCAAUUAAUUUAACACAUAAAAAAUAUGUGGCAAAUGCUAAUGACACUAAAAAUUUGCCAGAGAUUGUAUUGACUUCCUUCGAGACACGCAACGCAAUAAGGAAAAAAAAAUUUCAAACAAACGCAAACCCAACAAUAGAAACAAAAACGAAGGCGCCAAUUUUAAAUAAUCCCCCCGAACAACAAUUAAGAUACCAAAAACAACAACAACAACAAUCAACUUAUAGAACACUUACAAAAUUAUUUCAGCCUCCAACAACGUUAGCCCCAGCUCACGCCACGACAACCACGCCAUCAACGUCAUCAACGACACCACAUACCACAACGGCACACCCAUAUAUACUACCACCGCCAUCUAAACCGGAAACUAAACGUCGAAACACAUAUGCUAUAGAGAAAUUAAAAAAAUUACCCGCCAAAAUUGAGGUGGAAACGGAAGUGUACGAUAAAGUGUACGACGUGGAAGAUAAUAGCGAGAUUUAUUCACAGCCCGAUAGCUCUACAUCACCGGAAUCUUUAAUGGAUAACGUAUUAAGUGCAGCGUCUUCAGUGUCGGUACGCAGCAGCAGUUUGAGUAGUGGGGGUACGGAAAUGACUCAAUUAAAUACCAAUAGCAAAAUUGUUGUUAGAAGUGAGAGCGGCAAAAAUGUCGCAGCAACAUCUCCGAACACUGCAUCGGCAAUUAGUGCGCUUGAGCUGCCACAGAUUAGUAGUAGUAGUAGUAAUGUACUAGACAGUGGAUUGAGAAACGUGAAUGAUGUCCACGUUGUUGUGAAAGAAAUACCCGCUAAUCGCACUUUGAACUCAAAGUCCCCAGAAUUAAAAAUAGUGCCCAUGCUACAGUUGUUGCCAUCGCCCACCGUAACUCAAUUGAACGAAUUGCAGACACUGCAACCACCGGAACUGUAUGAGGCCAACUCAAAUCGUUCAAGAAGUCCAUCACCAAGUCAGAGUAUAUCCGUACGUAUAACUCCAGAUCCAUCUGCUUAUCCAGACUACUUGAAAUGUUCGAUCUGUCAAGAAGUUUUUCGUGAUCCCAGAACAUUAAACUGUUUGCAUUCGUUUUGCUUUCAAUGCGUCGUGGAUGAAAAUUUCAAACAGGAUAAAAGUAUACCAUUUUGGUCUCAGCCGAGUGGGACUGAUAAUGAUUGGAAAGCCACGAAUAAAUCCAAUUAUAGCCUGCGUUCUUCUUCGCCAGAAAUGUCGUUACGUAGUAAUUCGGAUCCACCAACAUCACCGUCUAUGCAACGACGUUCUUCGUUUAGUUUCAAACGUAAAAAGUCAUUGGAAAAAAUUUUAUUGAAAAUUAAAACUGAUGGCAAAGGUUCCGAUAGUUCAUCUUCCAUGCGUUUAAAUAAUAUAAACGAUGAAAAAGGACGAAUAAUCACAUGUAAAUUAUGCAAUUUUACAACAGAAUUACCUAUUGGUGGUAUAAGACAACUCCCACAGAAUUUCAUACUCGUGCGUAAAAUCGAAGAAAUCAAAUUAAAAAUGGGUGAUGAGGUUAUUGCUCGUGUUUGGUGCAGUUUGUGUUUUGAAGAAACUAGCGCUACCUAUCACUGUGUGACUUGUACGAUCAAUCUGUGUACGCUUUGUAAGGAUGCUCAUGAGAGACAACGUUCUACAGCUAAUCAUAAAGUAAAGAAUAUAAUGGAUCUGCGUAGAGCACGUAAGCAAAAACUAAGCAUGUUGGGUGAUAAUAGUAAAUUUACGUUAAUUUGUGGUAUGCAUCCUGGAUUUGAAAUGAAGUCUUUCUGUAGUACCUGCUUACAGAUAGCCUGUGCUGAUUGUUUGGUUUUGCUGCAUAAAGGUCAUAAGCAUGAAUCUAUCAAUAAGGCUGUGAUGAACUAUUCAAGAAUAUUACGAGAUUCAGUUGAGCAGACACGUCCACUUUGUAAUUAUGCUGAACAUUCUAUAGAGAGAUUAAAUGAGAUUUCAAAGAGCAUCAAUAAGAAAUGUGAUGAAAUACAGAAUGAAGUGGAAGUGUUUAUGAAACAAUAUUUUGAAGCUGUGGAAGUGCAUCGUAAAACGUUACUACAACAGGUGCAUAGAGCACGUGAAUCCAAAGUGGAAAUGAUACUAGAACAACAAAUUGACUUGGAAAAACGUAGUGGUGAAGCUAUGGAAGCGGUACGCUUUAGUCAAGAGCUAUCCGAUAUUGCCUCUGAUGUAGAAGUACUGUCUUUUGUCAAUAUUUUAUUAAAACGCUUUGAGUAUUGUCAACAGUUCAAGACGCCGGUGGAUCCCAAGAUAUCAAACUCUUUACACUUUUUAACGAAAAUUCGUGCACCUGCUACUAAAAACCAAAAUGACAUACCACUUUUUGGUAUUAUAACUAUGCAGACCGUAGAACCUGGUCUAUGUACACUGCAGACUGAAGGAAUUGCACAUUUGCGGCUCCAUAAAAAAAUUGAACUGAUAAUGUUGUCACGCGAUGCAGAUGGCACACCGCUCUGUCAUGGAGGUUUGCAAAUUAUUGCCCAACUAAAAUUUAAAGAAUUUAAUACUAAAUUUCUACCAGUUGAAAUUUCUGAUCAACGUGAUGGUACUUACACAAUAACAUUCACACCCGAUUCUCCGGGUACUUUACUACUUACAGUUACUAUAAACGAUAAACCCAUUAAGGGUAGUCCUUUUACCUUCCUCGCCCGCACUGUGCGCCCACACAGCGGUAUUUAUCAUUGCUGCACAUUUUGUUCCAGUAAAGGUAACAAAACGGUUAAAUGUUUCUGCGAAGGACGUAUGCCAGGCUAUAAUGGUUGUGGACAUGGUCAUGCCGGUCAUCCUGGACGUCGGCAUUGGUCAUGCUGUGGCAAUGUCUUAGAAAAUUCUGAAUGUAAUGUGGCAAAUAAAUUAUUUAAUAAUUAAAUUAUGUUGACAUAAGGAAAUACAUUUACUAUUAGGUAUGUAUCGAUAAAAUUAUAUAAACGGAGAUU
Teleopsis dalmanni is the source of this 3772-nucleotide messenger RNA. RefSeq lists its product as uncharacterized. Gene Ontology annotation, molecular function: zinc ion binding; protein binding; ubiquitin-protein transferase activity. The coding region runs from base 342 to 3704 and encodes 1120 amino acids. The transcript is spliced from 11 exons. Gene Ontology annotation, biological process: positive regulation of DNA-templated transcription. The record is from RefSeq and is a predicted model, not a curated record. Lineage: Eukaryota; Metazoa; Arthropoda; Insecta; Diptera; Diopsidae. Gene Ontology annotation, cellular component: nucleoplasm; chromatin.